Molecule: messenger RNA, 954 nt
Organism: Juglans regia (Persian walnut)
Lineage: Eukaryota; Viridiplantae; Streptophyta; Magnoliopsida; Fagales; Juglandaceae
Exons: 3
Coding region: 1-954 (317 amino acids)
Source: RefSeq, a predicted model, not a curated record
AUGACAUCAGAGGUGAUAUCAAUUAGCCCAGGGGAGAGAGAAGACAAGCUAGUUUGGCAAUUUACUACAAAUGGUAUAUACACUGUCAAAAGUAGAUAUCACCUCAGCAAAGAGUUGGAAUGUGAUCUAGAAGGGGAGACCUCAGUCAAAGCUAAGGAAAAACAAGCUUGGAAGACCAUUUGGAAGCUAAGAGUAACCGCUGCUACCAAGAUGUUUUUAUGGAGAGCAUGCAACGAGGCCCUUCCAUUAUUAGCAAAUAUGAGGAGAAGAGAAGUUGUAGAACAUAGCUCAUGUCUGGUCUGUAAGCAGGAGCCAGAAACACCUGGACAUGUUUUAUGGGGCUGUAUUGCUGCUAAGGAUGUGUGGGGUCAGGGAGUGAUGAAAGUGCAAAAGCUAUCUUUUCAAAGUGACUUGAUCUUUGAUAUCUGGUCAAGACUCAUAGAGAUCCUCAGUUCAGAGGAACUUGAUGAGGUGGCAGUCACUAUGAGGGGCAUAUGGUCUAGAAGGAAUAAUGUUAUCCAUGGCAAAGAGUUCAAACACCCAACUCCUGUCCACCAACAUGCCAAGGCAGAACUAGUAUCAUACAGGGAAGCUCUCACAGAGGAUCUAGAAGUUAAGCUCACAGCUCCUGAUGCGGCUGUAAAUUCAAAGGAAGAGAGAAUUGGAAUUGGAGUUCUCAUCAGAGAUCAUCAUGGACUGGUUAUUGGAGGUUUGCGUGCAAACAGAACCCUCAAAGGAAUUCCUUUUGAUGCUGAAGCCAAUGGCCUACUUUUAGCAGCAGCUUACAAGAAAAUAUUUGAUGAGGAAUCAAAAUUAGGUGACAUCACGGGAUCUGGACUUGGCACUACUGAUGAGGAGGUUGGUGUUGGAACCCAAAACGACAUUGUCACACAAUCAAGACUAUUAGGAAAUGAGGAGUACUUCAGAUCUUGUUAUUUGGUUAACUGUCCUUGA